Messenger RNA from Mycena citricolor, 1479 nucleotides. Lineage: Eukaryota; Fungi; Basidiomycota; Agaricomycetes; Agaricales; Mycenaceae. The record is from the annotation of a GenBank genome assembly.
GUGGGAGCCUUCGAUCCAUCCGUUCAACGCCACACAACUUCGAGAUCGUGUCGAUUCGGUUACCGGUGAAACGUCCGACUCGCUUCUUUCUUUAGUGUCACUCGUCACAACGUCGGUCACCAUCAGGUCCCCGGAUACAUAUUAAAACCAGCCCACACCUCCAUGACCCACAAUCCUUUGAGUUCUUAGUAUGCGUGCAAACCCCGCCUUCGAUGCCCGCACACCCUACUCUUCUUAUUUCCUCUCCGGGCUCAUGAGUCCCAGCUCGUCUCCCUCUUCUCCGGCCUCAUCUUAUUCUUUCGACUUUCCGCGGAGAGGCUCCUUGCCCGAGAGUUCUUCAUCUUCUUUCGCGACCUCCGCCGGCGAUGACUCUUCGUUCUAUCUUGCUAUGCAUUCUCCUGCAGUGGUGGACAAGAACCAAUAUCGUUCCUUUCUGUCUCUCGAUCUGGCCGAGUCUUUGUCCUUGAAGUCUCGGCACGCGCGACGUUCUACGCGAAGUCAACGAGAGCAAGCGGAUCCGGUACCCGACUCGCCCUCUUUGCUCCCACCAUCGCCGGUUUUCGCGCGAUCGUCCCCGGUGCAUUCUUCCCGUGCCAUCCCGUCCCCAAAACCUGCUCCUUCAGCCUCCCUGCCUUGUGUGCCGUCGCCAGUAACCACUGGCUCUCAGGUCAUCGAAAUUAGAAUUUCCCGUACCGUGGCGCCUGUCGACAUCCGGUCCGUUCCGCAGCGGAAGCCGUCCCUCGUGUCCCAAGCCACUCGUGCGUCAGCCACGACGUCAACCGUCUCGACCCGGUAUCGCCGCAAGCGACGGAACAAGGCGCUUGCCUGUCUGGAAGGGCGGCGUCCUGCGCUUGCCUUGAACACCACUGGAGAUUUCAUGAGUCUUAGCGACGGUGAUGACAGCGACAGCGAUGUCGGCUCGCCGUCCGACAUGGACCUGUCGCUCAGGGACGAUCAGCUGAUUAUGCUCAUUGCACGGCUGAAUGACGGGGAGCUUAUGCCUCACAAUGCUUCUCCCUCGGCAAAAUCAUCGCACUCCCACAGCAGAAAACGGGAGUCCUCAAAAAGGUCCCUGCGACGAUCCAAGACUGCUAUUGGUCUCAAAUCGUUCAUGGACUUCCAAAACGAUGACGAGAGUUCAUGGGGUUGGAACAGUUUCAUUGAAGUCAGGUCUUGAAUUUGGCACAUCGUCUGCUGACCGUUGAUCGGCGUCGGCUGUACCACCAGUCCACCACUAAUUCUCACGUACUCUAUCAUCUCUCUAUUGCUAUCCCCCGCUAUCGUCAGCUAGCCCAUUCUUGUUGUCACAGUCUUCGUCAUACCACUUUGCUGUAUUACUAACGCACCCGCUCCCUCGCUUUGUUGUAUAUUUGUACCGGCGUUUGAAAUCGUACCUGCGCGCUUCGCAUCGUGUCGGAGCAUGGGCCCGAAGGUGGCGGUAAAACCAAAGAUAAAUUGCAGAUCCAUGUCGGAUGGAAA